AUGUUGUGCAUACGAAUUACUAGCACAAAUAGGCCACAAUGCCACAAUCCUGAUGUUCCUUCCCAGGAUUGGCACGCGACAGCAACCCAGGCUGGUGAUGCGAUCUUGACGGUGAAUCCAAAUUUGUUGAUCAUAGUAGGUGGACUCAGCUACGGCAAGGAUUUGACGGGUGUUUUCAGGCUGCCUGUCCGCCUGAAGCACGCUGACAAACUCGUGUACAGUGCCCACAGCUACUCCUGGUCAUAUCCUGGGCUACCAGAUACCUACAAGGCUCUGCAUGACCAACUGGGCAAAGACUGGGGCUUCAUCGUGGAAGAGAACCAGCCGUAUACGGCUCCAGUGUGGGUCAGUGAGUUUGGCACCUUUAGUGAUUGCCACAAGGACUCGUGCGCCAACUGGUGGCCUGACUUUCUGCAAUACCUCUUGCAGGGAGACUUUGAUUGGGCCGUUUGGCAUGCUGACGGCACCUGGAGCCGUGAUGAUGUUCAUCCCUUCCAUGGCCCAACGAAUUAUGGUGUGCUAGCGGCUGACUGGAAGACCCCGGCAGCGGAUGGGGAACUCCUAACAGCCCUGAAGACAAUCCAGGCACCAUCAACAGGGCCAGGCAUGCACUCCAUGGCCCCGAAAUGUAAUCAACACUGCGCCGAUACCUGGGACGCAGGCUGGAGCAAUGGUCGGAAGGGUGCUGCAGCUUGCGCGCCCUGCUUGCGAAAUCGACCAUGCCGUGGGAAUCUCUCGGUGGAGGAGUGGUGCAACAACGGCUGGGCCAAAGUCAGUUGCGGCUGGACGUGCUGUCGAGCUGGCCUCCUUAGUCUUGAAACCUGCGCAGAGUCACACUGCCAGCGCUGGUACAAGGACAGCUACAGACCCUCAUGGCCCAGUGGCGACACUGGUACAGUUGCCUGUCUACAUUGUCUUCACGAUGAUCACUGUCGUGACCACCAAGCCCAGUCCACCUGGUGUUCCAGUUCAUGGGCAGCUGAACACUGCCAGUUGACCUGCUGCAUGUCUGGCUUCCUGACUCAUGUUUUUUUCGCUGCGCUUUGGGCUGGGGUUGCUGCUGAAGGCAGCUGGCCUCCUCAACAGGUGGCGCUUGCGGCAGGUGAUCGAGGAGAUAGCGAUGUGAGCAUUACAUGGAUUACAGAUGAUCCUCGAGACGACAACGCAUCUUGUGCUCAAGUGACUCAAGUGGCAGUUGCGACCAUCCAGGGCAUCUCCCAAGCAUCGGAGGUGCAAAUGGUGGGGAAAUGCCUGAGAUAUUCCUUUGGAGCGGCACCUGAGCUAUAUGGCAACUACACUUCGGGACGAAUCCAUCGUGUCUUCAUCAAGGGAUUGGUUGCGAACAGCCAGUACAACUACACUUUGUAUGGAGAUCCCCCAAAUAGCACCAGGAGUUUCAAGACCUUGCCCGCCUCGCAGGGGCCAGCAGGUCCGACAGGGGACAGUCAGGAUCCUCGCUAUCCCUUUGUCUUUGGGUUCAUCGGUGAUCUUGGUCAAACCGAGCAUUCAAUCGAAACGGUCCGACAUCUGGAUGCAGACAAAGACAUUCGCAUCAUCUUGCAUGCUGGUGACAUGUCUUAUGCCGAUACCAAUGCUGCUCGAUGGGACAGCUACGGAUUGAAGGUGGAACCGUUGGCUUCACGGUUGCAGUGGAUGGUUUGCCCUGGCAAUCAUGAGAUUGAGAGCGACUACUACACUGGACAGAAUUUCCAACCCUAUGAAGCCAGGUUUGUUAUGCCAGCGGUUCAGCAAGCAGAGUUUUCUCCUUCUAAUGAGCAGAUUGGAUGCAAACAUCCUUAUCCCACGGUACCGCACACGGGGAAUGAUUGUACGCCUUCAGCUUUCACUGGUCAGUACGACUGGGGGAACUCUUUCUAUGCCUUCGAUGCUGGACCGGCACGAGUCAUUUCGCUCAAUAGUUAUGCGCAGACGCAUCCGUCAUCGGCACAGUACAAGUGGUUGAAGCAGGAGCUUGAAGCACUGGAGGCGAGGAGAACAGAUACUCCAUGGCUCGUGGUCAUGAUGCACUGUCCCUUCUACAACUCCAACAAAGCGCACCAAGAUGAACAACAGGCAACCCUCAUGAGGGAUGCACACGGUUUCGAAGACCUCUUUCAUCAGCACAAAGUUGCGGUGGUGAUCUCUGGGCAUGUGCAUGCCUAUGAGCGCUCUCACCCUGUCUACAAAAAUACAUCCCAGCCAGGAGCACCCACCUACCUCGUGGUGGGUGACGGUGGUAAUCGCGAAGGUCAUGCCAGCACGUACCUAGAUGAGCCGGGCUGGUCGGCAUUUAGGGAUGGCCUUUCCUUUGGGCAUGGGCGACUGGUGAUUGCCAACCAGAGCCACAUGCGCUGGGAGUGGUAUCGCAACGAUAAACAGCAGCUGCCCCGGGUGGAUAGAGUCACAGCUGUUCGUCGGGCUGCAGAACUUGCACACUCAAGCUUUGUGCCUUUGGAUGCACAGUGGUAUCAGCCACUCUCAGCACGAAAAGUGGAUGAUGAUGUUUGGAUUUUGAACCCCUACAAGAGUCAAGUCCAGCACAAACCCCUCAAUGCCAGUCUGCUGAUGGUGGGACUCGUUGCUGCCGUUGCAGUCCUUGCUGUGGCAUCCGUGCUCCUGGUGAAACGAUGCACGAGGCGGCCCGCACCCUGUGAGACCGAAAGUGCGGAGAUGGGAGUCGCACAAUCAGGUUAAGGAUGAUUAAGGAGGUUGAUCAUCUUAGUUGUUUCAAUAUGUACAUAGUUUGAGUCUCAGAAAAGAGAGCUUCAUCUGAAAAUUUCGUCAUCCAGAUUUCAGUGCAUUUGUGCCUGUAUGAUCCUGUAUGAUGAUUCUAGACCCAUAUUUUGCUUCGCGAACUGAGCUGCCAACUCAAUGGAUUGGUAAGUUGCUCACAUUCAGCGCCCGCCCUGCACCGCAAUGGCG
This is a messenger RNA of Cladocopium goreaui, 2922 nucleotides long. NCBI's taxonomy places the organism in Eukaryota, Dinophyceae, Suessiales, Symbiodiniaceae. The record is from the annotation of a GenBank genome assembly.